Messenger RNA from Talpa occidentalis (Iberian mole), 718 nucleotides. RefSeq names its product glyoxalase domain containing 5 (gene GLOD5). The transcript is spliced from 4 exons. The record is from RefSeq and is a predicted model, not a curated record. Bases 79 to 525 code for a protein of 148 amino acids. NCBI's taxonomy places the organism in Eukaryota, Metazoa, Chordata, Mammalia, Eulipotyphla, Talpidae.
AGAGGCUUGUCUGGAGGUGUAGGCCAAGGACACCUAGCCUUCCAUGUUACGCCGUCUGCCCUCAGGCUGCCAGCCAGGAUGUGGAGCAGGACUUCAGAGAAGCAGUUACGGGGGGACAGCAGUCAGACCCCUACCCCAUGUCUCAUCCGUAGACUUGACCACAUUGUGAUGACAGUAAAGAGCAUCAAAGACACAACCAUGUUUUAUUCCAAGAUCCUGGGUAUGGAGGUCAUAACUUUCAAGGGAGACCGGAAAGCAUUAUGUUUUGGAGACCAGAAAUUUAACCUCCACGAGGUGGGAAAGGAAUUUGAGCCCAAAGCUGCUCACCCAAUUCCUGGCUCUCUGGACAUCUGUCUGAUCACAGAGGUGCCCCUGGAGGAAAUGGUCCAGCGCCUCAAGGAUUGUGACAUCCCCAUUGAGGAGGGUCCAGUCCCCAGAACGGGGGCAAAAGGGCCCAUUAUGUCCAUCUAUUUCCGAGACCCCGACAGAAACCUGAUUGAGGUAUCCAACUAUAUUUCCUCCUGAUUGAGGCUGGCCCUUCUCUAUUCUGCUCCCUGUCACCCUCUACCUUUCUCUCUGCAAACCCUCAUCCAGGUCUUAGACUCCGAGCACUGCGAUCUUAGGCACUUCACACAUCCUGUUGGGGGGGCCUGAGUUGGGUGUAGUGUUCCAUAUGACUGAGUGUUCUCCAUCCAAGCUGCCCCAAUAAACACUUACA